Molecule: messenger RNA, 1700 nt
Organism: Esox lucius (northern pike)
Lineage: Eukaryota; Metazoa; Chordata; Actinopteri; Esociformes; Esocidae
Gene: sirt4
Product: sirtuin 4
Exons: 4
Coding region: 107-1045 (312 amino acids)
Molecular function (GO): NAD+ binding; NAD-dependent protein lysine deacetylase activity
Source: RefSeq, a predicted model, not a curated record
UCGCUUGUGUUACACUAAUGUGGUUUUUCCUGUCGCUCUUAAGAAAGCUCUUACUGCUACAUUCUUUGCUGUUCAUGAAAUCGAACGUAUCUUGGAUCUUUAUAAGAUGCGGUUGCCAAUGAGACCCCUGGCACUGUGUGCUGGGGCCCCUGGGAAGAGGCCGUCAUCAUCUGUACCCACUGGCGUUCAGAGCUUCGUGCCUCACAGCAGCACCAUCGACGCUGAUGCCCUAGAUCGGCUCCAGGACUUUGUGUCUCGCGCCACACGCCUCUUCGUCAUCACUGGGGCUGGGAUUUCCACAGAGUCUGGGAUCCCAGACUACCGUUCAGAAGGGGUGGGCCUCUAUGCCCGCACAGACAGGCGACCUAUGCAGUAUGCGGAGUACGUACGCAGCGCCAAGUCUCGUCAGCGCUACUGGGCUAGGAACUAUUUGGGCUGGCCACAGUUCUCCUCUCAUCAGCCGAACUCUGGCCACCUGGCGCUGCGGCACUGGGAGGAACAGGGGAAGAUACACUGGCUGGUCACCCAGAAUGUAGACGCGCUUCACUCUAAGGCAGGUCACCACAGACUGACUGAAUUGCACGGCUGCGCUCACAGGGUUUUAUGUCUGGGCUGUGGUGCCGUGUCUCCAAGGGCAGACCUCCAGAAGCGCUUCACAGCACUAAACCCUGACUGGGGCAUACAGUCUGGCUGUGUGGCCCCCGACGGGGAUGUCUUCAUUGAGGAUGAGCAGGCACUCCACUUCAGAGUGCCUUCCUGUAAGGACUGUGGGGGCAUACUGAAGCCACAAGUGACAUUCUUUGGAGACACUGUGGACCGAAGGACGGUGCAGUUUGUACACGGCAGAUUGGUUGAGGCAGACGCGGUUCUUGUCGCUGGAUCAUCUUUGCAGGUAUAUUCUGGGUACAGAUUCCUACUGGCAGCAGCUGAACAGAAGACCCCAGUGGCAAUUUUGAAUAUCGGGCCUACUAGAGCUGACCACAUAGCAGAGGUCAGAGUCAAUGCUCGUUGUGGGGAGGUACUGACUAUCAUUCAGCCUCACUGACCUCAGCAGUGUCUGACAGAUGGACUUAGACUUGAGUAUAUGAUGCACAGACACUGUGUUGUAUUGAGAGGAACUUAAUAUUAUAAAAAGAGGGUAACAAAAUGUGACACCACACAUCAAGAGACAAUUGCAGACGAAGAGUAAUUAUGGACUACUGUCCCAGGGAUGACAUGCAUUGAGUGAGUAGGCCUGUGUGGCCAAGUCUUUGUACACACUGAUCAACAGUGAACUCCAAAAUAUUUUUUUUAACAGUGACACGUGUUUUCUUGACUCUGUAUUUCAGCACUUUGGAUUUAAAAUUAUAUAAUCACUAUGGGGUUAAAGUGCAGCCGCUCAGCGUCAAUUUGAGGAUAUUCUGAUCCAUAUUCUCUUCUGUCCAUGAUUACUUUUCCAGGACUCGUCGGCUGGUUUAGUUAACUUUUAGCAAAAUGUUACCUGACCUAGCCAUCCUUUUUUUUUUUAUCUGACCAGUGGUUGGCACCGCUAGUCAGUGAUAGUCUCUAUAGUUCUGCAGGUGAGGAUUUCUGCUGAUGGUUGUGGCUGACUUAAUCCACACCUACCUCUUAGAGUGUUUUUGAUCAGCCUGACAGAUGUUUAUUUUUAUUUUGGCGAGCAACCAUCAGUCACCCAUUAAACUGAACUGUUUAUUAUGAUG